GCCGCGUAUUGUGCUCGAGCCGCCGGCGUUACCUUCGGCAUUCCCGGCUCUGGUGCUCGUGUCUGCUUCUCGCUACAGACCCGCCGGCCUAUGGGAUUGCGGUUGAAAAUGAUGCACCCUGUUGCCAGCAGUAAUGCAGCAUUCUGUGGGACGGGCAAGAGCUCUUGCCUUAACGAAGACAGCGUGAGAGCUGCUGACCAGUUUGACUUGUAUGCCACGCAGCAAAGUAAAUACAGCCACGCAGUGAGCCACAAACCCAUCGCGUGCCAGAGACAAGAUGCGCUGAAUGAGUCCCACCUGCAGACCACAAGCAGCAGGAAUAUAGAAACAAAAGAUGAACUGAAGAAAAAGAAAAACCUCAACCGAUCCGGUAAACGUGGGAGGCCAUCAGGGACCACAAAAUCAGCAGGGUACCGAACCAGCACGGGUCGACCCCUGGGGACCACCAAAGCAGCUGGAUUUAAGACAAGUCCAGGCAGACCCUUGGGCACAACUAAAGCAGCAGGAUACAAAGUCAGCCCAGGCAGACCUCCAGGUAGCAUUAAAGCUCAAUCCCGGUUUGCAAAUCUAAGUUAUACGUGUGGCAGUGCAGCUUCCUAUCCUAUGGUGCAUAACAGAGGAGUGCAUGCUGCUGGUGAAACUAGCAGCAAACUCAAGCAGCCUAACGAAUGAAAGGAAGGAAUUAGUAACUGCUUACUAAUCUGCUUUACUCUGGAUUUUGGCAUGUUUCUUGCAUUUUAUUGUAGCAUUUGCAUACGUUUGAGUUUCUAGAUUUUAUUUUUACUCAAAUAAUGCCAUAGUCUAUGGGUGCAGUUCAGUAACUUUUAAAGCAGUGUCGAGAGGGCAUUGGUAUAAAGUCUUCUUUGUUGUUGUUUUUAAAUCGUAAUUUAAAAGAAAGUCUGAACUGAAGGAUAGGCCGUGGUGUCUACACCUUAGUAAAAUCCAUGUUCCUAGUUUUACGUUCAGUUUUGGGUAAAUCUAGUUUUGUGGUUAUGCAUUAAGUAAUUGAAAGAAGGAGGAGAGAAUUAGCUGGCUGUUGGCUGAUGAUGGGGCCUAUCUCACCAUAGGGAACUCGUGCAGAUGAGUUCAUACUUGAUAAAGAAAAAGAAACUAUUUGGGACUGUUUAACUUAGUUAAAACAGCGACAUUCUGAGUUCCUGUGUGUUUUUAAAGGAAUAGAAAGCAAGUUACGUUCUUCUCUUCAGCAGGAGCUUCUACAGACCUCAGGCAGAUCCAUAGAAACUUAAACAAACCAAAAAAA
Messenger RNA from Meleagris gallopavo (turkey), 1261 nucleotides. It is a transcript of the gene C15H5orf24, whose product is annotated as chromosome 15 C5orf24 homolog. The record is from RefSeq and is a predicted model, not a curated record. Lineage: Eukaryota; Metazoa; Chordata; Aves; Galliformes; Phasianidae.